This is a messenger RNA of Solanum verrucosum, 663 nucleotides long. RefSeq lists its product as uncharacterized. The record is from RefSeq and is a predicted model, not a curated record. The transcript is spliced from 2 exons. Lineage: Eukaryota; Viridiplantae; Streptophyta; Magnoliopsida; Solanales; Solanaceae. The coding region runs from base 1 to 663 and encodes 220 amino acids.
AUGCCUCCACGAAAAGCUUUCAGAGGACGUCCUGCUAGGCGUAAUGUUGAGGAGCAAGAGUUACCCAAUGCACCUGAAGUGCAACCGCAAGGAGAAGUUACCAAUGCUGAGUUCAUAGAGGCAAUUAAGAUGCUGAGUCAAGUUGUGACUAGUCAAGAUGGGCAGCAAAGAGGAGCUUGGCAUGAAGAGGUGGACACUUCAAGGAUUCAGGGCCGGGCAGCAAUGCUUAUUGGGGACAUAGACAUUUCGAGGUUGAUGGUAUAUGUGCAACAAGUAGAGGAAGAGAAGCUAAGGGAUAAAGACGAAUUCAAGAACAAGAGGGCUAAGACAGAGAAUGAGUCCGGGCAGCAGAAAAGUAAUGCCAACCGGUCAUCCUUCCAACAAAAACAGAAGGGCCCUGCUCCAUUAUAUGCUAGUGAACCUACACCUAAGAACAAAUGUGAGUACAAUAAUCAGAACUUCAGAGCUAAACCUGCUUAUUCUCAGGGUAGCGUGGCACAAGGGGGUAGUAAGUCUCCUGCAUGCGCCAAGUGUGGUAGGAAGCAUUUAGGUAUUUGUCGUGAGGGCUCCACUGGUUGUUUCAAGUGUGGUCAGAGUGGGCAUUUCAUACGAGAGUGGCCAAAGAGCAAGCAGGGAAGCGGUAAUGGGGGUAAUAGAGCCUAG